Molecule: messenger RNA, 3237 nt
Organism: Knipowitschia caucasica
Lineage: Eukaryota; Metazoa; Chordata; Actinopteri; Gobiiformes; Gobiidae
Source: the annotation of a GenBank genome assembly
AUGGACUCAGACUUCAGCACAGAGGAGGAGGAAUCAUCAAUGCAUUCAUUAACUGAAGUCGAUGACGACAGUGACCAUCAAUCCACCGAAGAGCAACACAGCUUCUCAGUGCAAGUGGAGACCAGAGUGUUUAAGGUGCAGGUGCAAGUGCGGACUCCAGACCCCAACUUAAAAGUUCAUGUCCACUCCCAGACGGCUGAUGUGAAGGUCCAGCUCAAACCCUCAUGCCUCACAGAGCAGGAUGGCCAUGCGACAUUCCUGGCUGUGCAUAGGAAGAACCCUGUUCAAGUGGAGAUUAACAUAAACCCUGAGCACCAAGAACAUACCGAUGCUCUGGAAGACAUUGUUGAUUCUGCGGAGAGAACGGACAAAAGUAAAAAACAACAAAUCCAGGCACUGUUGGAAAGACUCAAUCUAAACGAUAGACUUGAGCAUAAACUGACCUCUGCUGAGCUUCUCCAAAUUGGAUCAGUUCUGAAACACAACGAAGACUUAUCAGAAAGAAAACUCUUCUCUGUUUAUCUGCACCAACUGUUGAUGUUAGACUACAGGGCCAGGUAUGUUUGGACUAAAGAAAAAGGUGUAACAGUGUCAAACAGUUCGCCAGACUUACACCCUCUGGACAUCCAGAUGGCAGUGUUCCACUGCUCAGACAGCUUUCUAAAGCAGAAGAUGGUCACAAAACUGUCCCAGUGUCAGUACGCCUUACCUCUGCUGGUGCCCGAGCCCUUCACUGGGGACAUCCAGUGUCCUCUGUGGACAUUCAGACAGAUUCAAAAAGCCAAAGUUGGAACAAUGAUGUCAGUCCCUAUCUGCAAAGCACACACACCGAUGGUGUUUUGUUUCCGUUUAGGCUUUCUGUCUGUGUCCAAAUCUCAGCUCAUUAACACCUUGCUUGAUGACCACCACAGCACCUUCUUCCAAAGAGAUUGUCCUGGCAGCCUCACCAAAAGUCACCUUCUGAUUGAUGGUGUAGCAGAGAUCACAUGGUGCUAUCCAGCUGGAAAACCCACCGACAUCUGUGGUAAACUGUUGCAGGAUUGGUGCAGAAUAAACAAAGAACAGUAUCGUCUUUGUGGAGAUAUUGAGAAAGAAAAAUGCAAAAAGCAGAAUGAGCUGCAGAAGAUACGAGAAGAUCAGUGCCAAGCUUCCAAAAGUGACCUGAUACAGAUCUUUGUCAGACACCUCUCAUCAUUGUCUCCCACAGAGAGAGAGUAUUUCCUCACAUGGACACAGAUUCUAAUGGACACCCAUGCCAUAGAAAACAUGUCUUCAGUUCAGCAGAAAUAUCAACAGACAUGGACUGAGUUCUUGGCCUUGAAGAAAGCAGCUGAUAGAUCUUCUGAUUUAAAAUGUAAGCAAGCAGAACUUGGACAAAUAUCUUCCAACCUUCAGUCUGUCAUGUACGGCCUGGAACACAUCUUCAGAGAGAUGGAACAAAUCUAUGAAGCUCAUAAGUCUCUGUCUAAACCCCCAAAGAUGGAGCCAGACUGGUCUAAAUACCCCGAGCUGGCAGCAGAGCUGAUGAUAUCAGGACAUCCAAUGGAGCUGAUGGAUGGAGAUGCUGGCCAUGUCCCUUUAAUUUGGAUCUCAAGUCUCAUUGAUCAAAUAAUCUACAAACUAGGGGACAAGAGAGUCUUUGUUUUGUCAGUUUUGGGUAUACAGGGCAGUGGGAAGACGACUAUGCUCAAUGCAAUGUUUGGUCUCCAGUUUGCCGUCAGCGCAGGUAGAAGCACCAGAGGGGCCUUCAUGCAGCUCGUCAAACUGUCAGAAGAGAUCAGGAAAGAUUUUGAGUGGGACUACAUACUUGUGGUGGACACUGAAGGGCUUCAAACUCUACAGCAGGAUGGAAAUGCAACUAUUCAACGUGACAAUGAAUUGGCAACAUUUGUCGUUGGUGUGGGGAAUAUGACUCUGGUGAACAUUUCUGGAGAAAAUCCGUCUGAGAUGCAAGAUGUUCUGCAGAUUGUGGUACAGGCUUUCAUGAGGAUGAAAAAAGUCAAACUCUCACCAAGUUGUGCUUUUGUUUAUAAUAAAAUAACAGAUGUUGAAGCAGCAAGAGAAAACAUGGUUACAAAGAAGACGCUGCAAGAAACCCUGGACCAGAUUGUCAAACUUGCUGCCAAAGAAGAGGUUUGCGAUGCUCAACGUUUCAGUGACAUCAUAGACUUUGAUGUUGACAAAGAUGUGAACGUCUUCAAAGGAGAGUCCGCAGCGGUGGUUCUUGCAGAAGUGAUCUGUGAGAAACUGAAGGCCUCCAUGACUGAGACGGUGUGUAACAGAACUGCCAUUGAUAUAGCAGAAGAGAUGAAGAACAGCUACCCAGCAUUCAAUAAAAGCAGGUUGAACUUGGAGAAAUAUGUGCUGAGAUCUCUGGCAGAGAAAGGUGAUUUUAACAGAUACAUGGCGUACAUAGAGAACCCAAAGGCACACAUUGAACUCUUCAUCAAGGAGGAAGUGCAGGGAUAUAUACAGAGAGAGAAAAAAGCUCCCGUUCUUCUCAAGAAAAAUGUUGAGGAGAUCAGCAAUCUGGUCAGAAUAGCUUUACACCAGGCUACCGAAAAUGUGAAGGAAGGAAAUGUAGAAAAAUGGCUGCAAGAGUUUCACAGUUUUUUGAGAGACAAACUCAAUUUACAGAUUCUAUCUCAUAACAGUGGUGGCGUUACAAAUCACAGCUUUCUUAGAGACGCCAUAGAGAAACGUCUUACUCCUAUUACCGAGCAGCUCAAGAGCCUCCCACUGGAUCAAAUGAAUGAGUACCGCCUGCAGCCGGAGGAGAUCCUGAUAGAUCAGCUUUGCAACUGUUGUUGGGAAACGUGUCCUUUCUGUGCCGCUGUCUGCACCAACACGGUAAAGAACCACCACCCUGAGAAACACAGCGUGCUAAUUCACCGGCCCACAGGGAUCGAAGGGUGGCAUAUUCGAGGAACACUGGAAAUGGUCAUUGAUUUUUGCCCAACACUUGCUGCCAGUGACAAGAAAUUCCGCCCUCAAGGCUUCCAAGAUGUGGCUAUUCCUUACAAACAAUAUCAAAGAGCUGGUGGGGCCUAUGCAGAUUGGUCGAUCACUCCUGAUGGGUCAAAGCUGGUCUACUGGAAAUGGUUUAUCUGUCACUUUCAGAAAGAACUGGAGGAGUACCACAAGUUGAAGUUUGUGGGUCAAGGAGAGAUCCCCAUAGAUUGGAGGAAGUACAGUCGAGAGCAGGCAAUAGAGAGUUUGGAGGAAAUAUACAUUUAG